Messenger RNA from Vicugna pacos (alpaca), 726 nucleotides. The record is from RefSeq and is a predicted model, not a curated record. Lineage: Eukaryota; Metazoa; Chordata; Mammalia; Artiodactyla; Camelidae.
AUGGACAGCGGGAGCAGAGUCACCAUGCUGGCCCUGGGUUCUGGAGCCAGACAUGCAGUGGAGACCACAAGACUUUUCUGGCCUGGUCGGUCGGCGGCCAACAUCUUGUCUGGGGCGGCGUUCCACAGACGGUACCUUCUGUGUGACGUCAACCCUCCAGAAGGCUUCAGCCUCCAUAGGAACGUCUGCAUCCACAUUGCCUUCCUCCUGAAGACCCUGCUGAAGAUGGAGGAGUCAGUACUGGUGCUACCCCCUUGGGGCAGCCUCUACCACUGGCAGAGCCCCAACAUCAACCAGGUCCGGAUUCUCUGGUCCGACUCCUUUGACCUCCCAAGUCUCAACAGAAACAUCCCUGACAUUGAGUAUGAGCAGUUCAUUGCAGGUGAGGUGGUUGUCAUUUAACUGGGGCCAGGUGGUCGUUGUUAUGGUUCCGAUGUGAAUGUUGGGCCGUCUUGCUUUGGGCUUGUCGGUCUGCUUAGGGGCCCUGCUCAUGUUUCCUGCACUGCAGGUGAAUUUGGUCUUUCCAUAGUUUUUCUUGGGAAAUCGAUUUGAAGUGUAUGAGCUCUGUGUCCCCUCCCCUCUGAAAACCAUGGCCUCCUGGUGAGAUGGAGUGGUGACAAGGAGACCACUGCCUCAGAGGCCUUGUCCCAGCAGGACUCGCUCCCUCUGCAGCCAGGGCCAUUCUUACCUGUAGGAAAACAUGAUGUGUGUGUAGCGUGGGCCAUG